AUGGUCGACUCGCUACAAGGGCAGCGACGGCCUUGUCGCCCAGUCCGCCUCCUUGCCAUCUUCAUCUGCACCAGCUUGACAGUGUUUUCCCUUCUGAAGCAAGGCGCCACGCCGCCUCUCCCCUCGUCCCGUCCCCCCUCGCCCUUCAAUGCCUCCAAGCUCGCCCUGCUCGUCGAAGACCGGCCGCUCCCGGUCCUCGCGCCGCUCGUGCUGCACUUCAUGGCCGCCCUGCCUCCCGACUGGCGCUUCCUGUUCCUCGGCUCCGCGUCGUCGCUCUCCGCCGUCAACGCCUCCGUCGCCAUCCGCAACCACGCCCGCACCGGCAGGCUCGGGCUGCAGCGCCUCCCCGCAAACGUGAGCACCUCGAGCCAGGAGAUGAUCAGCCGUUUCCUGACGUCGCGCUGGCUCUACGAGACGGCCGUCGUGCCGGCCGAGUGGCUGCUCGUCUUUCAGACCGACUCGAUAGUCUGUGCAAACAGCAGGCUCGCUGUGGAUGACUUCCUCGAGUACGACUGGGUCGGCGCGCCGUGGAACCCGGACGGGAAAUGGGGAGGCAACGGGGGGCUUUCCCUCCGCCGCGUGAGCCGUAUCCUGGAGAUUCUGCGCAACCAGGAGCGGCCCGACGACUCGGAGCCCGAGGAUGUCUGGCUCUCGGAGCGCCUCCUGUACUUUCCCGGUAGCAACAUGGCCAACGGCUCCGUCUCGCUCUCCUUUUCCGGCGAGAUCCACAGCGGCAGGCCCGAGCACGUCGUCCUGCCGUCCAUGGCCAACGGCACCGUCGCCAACGAUGGCGACUACGUCGAGGGCAUGGACGAUUGGCGCGACGGCUUCUACGAGCCCAUGGGCUACCACACUGGCGGCAGCGGCGUCUGGCUUCACUCCCCCCUUUGGGGCACGCCCGAGCUCCGCAGGCACAUCUGGUCCUACUGUCCCGAGGUCAAGAUGACGCUGCCCAUGGACGUGGCCCUCUUCGUGCCCGGAAACUGUGGCGAGCGCUGGUGA
This is a messenger RNA of Hirsutella rhossiliensis, 1002 nucleotides long. RefSeq lists its product as uncharacterized. The coding region runs from base 1 to 1002 and encodes 333 amino acids. The record is from RefSeq and is a predicted model, not a curated record. NCBI's taxonomy places the organism in Eukaryota, Fungi, Ascomycota, Sordariomycetes, Hypocreales, Ophiocordycipitaceae. The transcript is spliced from 2 exons.